AAGCGUGCUCCAGCUCACAUUUCUGCAGUCUGAUGUUUCGCGUAAUGCUACAGCAACAAUUGAGGCAGUGUCGGGCGUAACGCCGCAGCCGUCUGGCUUUCGUAGCUGUCAACACGCGUAUUUAGCGCUGCUCAGUCUCGCGGGAGCGUUUUGUGCGGCGCAAAUACGGGAGUAAAGCUUGUCGUUGGCGCCGAUGCUAGCUGCCGAGCUGCUAUUGUCACUUCGGAGCAUCGCUGAAGGGCCCGAUCGCUCUACGCGACAUGCGUGCAGUUUGUCUCCUGCGCAAUUUCUCGCCGCACUUUCGCAUUUCGAGCAAGACGAGGUGACCCUAUCUACCAUCAGUACACGUUGAAACACCGGUGCCGAUGCAAAUAAGGCGAGGCCUAGCUAAAUCUACCGGCGUGCUCGCUUGAAUUGUUAAAGCCGUGGUGAUAUGUUUGUGAUGAGCGAAUCUCACAACGCUGUGGCAGAGCCGAAGGCGCAAACGGCCGCAGUCGUUCAAAAUGGGUUCCUAACCAUCUUGAAGAAAUGGGAAAGUUUGGCGAGAGUGUUUCAUUGGGUGAUCUGGACGUCCGGAUUGGUUUACGUUCUCGGAUGCUUCGUGACGUGCAAAACAAAUUACACAUUGCCCGAAGUUGUUCCGGAUGAGUUUGUCGACGGUUCUUACGGUAUCUCUCGGGACAAGGACACCGCUGACGAGGAAUGGUAUCGCUACAGCACUGCCAUCCGCAGGUUUUGGCCGUGGAUUUUGGUGCAGCCACUCAUCAGCCACUGCCUUUUCGCCAAACUUCACAAAUGGCUUCCCAGCUUUUACGUGGUGUACAGCACUUUUUUCCUGCUCUGCAAUGUUGGGUGGGUGACAACUGCGUCCUUCUAUUCUCUGUAUGCUGCCUUCUACGUUUCUGCAAUGUACAGGAGUACAUCGCUGUGCUACCUUCUCGGUCUUGCCGUCAUCAUCCAUUCAGCGUUUCCUGUGCUGACAUUCCUGAAGCCUAUUUAUCUUUACCACGGCAGUGUGGAGACAUUCCUCACCCAAGUCGGACUUUCGUGGACGGCAGCCCGAUGCCUGAGCUUUGCCGUGGACUCGACUGCAAGACCUGUCGACAAGGGCAGUCCUGAUAUUGGCACAACACUGGCGUAUGUUUUCUACUUGCCAGCUCUGUUUACUGGACCUCUGCAGAAUUACUCGGACUUUCUCGCGCAGGUCACGAAAAAGAAGAUAGCCUGGUCAGUGCAAGAUAUAAUGUAUCCUGCUGCGCAGGUUGGGCUGUGUACGCUCUACUACUUUCUUCUAGAAUUCCUUCUGCACUAUUUUUACAGCUCAGCCCUGGCAUACUACCCCGACCUUGUGACCGAGAUGGAUGACCCCAGCCUCUUGGGGCUUGGGAUCUGCCUCACGGUGCUCUUCUUCCUCAAGUACCGAAUACUCUAUGGGCUAGGGUCGGCGGUGGCGGGCCUUGAGGGCAUGUUGCUCCCUCCACCACCAAAAUGCGUUAGCCGCAUUCACCUAUGCUCCUACCUCUGGAGGCACUUUGAUCGAGGACUUUACCUAUGGAUACAGAGGUACAUCUACCGGCCAAUCGUGGCAAACGGGUGGACACCUCGGCGUCGCAUGAUGGGGGCAGCGGCCAGCUUUGCCUUUGUCUGCUCGUGGCACGGCAUGGACAGCGCAGUCGUGGUGUGGUGCACCCUCAACUUUGUCGGAAUCUCUACCGAGCUCCUGAUGGAAGUCAUCAGGAACAGAAACAGCUGGAAGAAGAUUGAGGGUACCUUCUUUGGUGGAAUGCGGUUGCAGUUUCUGAGGGCUGCUGUCUCGGCACCACACUUCCUUUUCUCCAUGUUCUCGUGCAUGUUCUUUCUUAGCAACGUGGACAUCGGACUCGUCUUCUUUAGGAGAAUAAUAUGUGGCUACCCGAUUCCCCUGGUGCCAACACUGCUUGUCAUGUACUGUGGUUGUCAUGUCUCAAUUGACAUCAUGGACUGGGAGGUGAAGAAGAAGAAAAAGUCUUAGCAUUUGCUUGAAUAUCUAACGAUAACUUAACAACACACACUCGGCUUAGCCUCGUCAUCAUGUUCGUUUUUUUUUGUUUUUUUUCAGAUUUCAUUAGAACCAUGAAAUCAUAAAAAAAAAGGCUGCUACUUUUCUAAACAGCUCUGGAAGCCUGCCAGCACACAUACGUGGCACAUUGGUAUGUGAAGAGUGAUAUUAGCCCGAGUAUGUGAGUCUGAAAUUAACGAAUAGAUGCUAUGUUUUGCUGCAGUACAGCAAAGCCACCUUUUUGGUAACUGCUGCAGCUGUAACUAGAUUGCUGUACGAGGCAAGGGGAUGAUGAAAAAAGCUGCGAAGUUCGAUCAUGGCAGGAAGUCUAAAAUAAUGAAUAUCAUAGAGUUUCUGAAACGAAAAUUUCAAGAGUCGUACGCUGUUCCUGUGUGAUAUGUGCUGAUGCCUUGGAGGUGACUGAUUUAUUUGGCAAGUUCAGCAGAUCAGACUCCUAAGAAAUCGGUCAAUGACCUUAUUUAUUUUAUUAGAGGGAGGCAGAAAAUUAAGUUGAACAGGUCACACAGGCGAAUGUUUUGUAUUCACACUAAUUGAAGGAAUGAUAAUGAUAUAGACGUAUUGUACUCAAAGAAAUGACUUUUUAAGAGGCUGACCCGUCGCAGUUUCUUAGCAAAGUUUACCAAGCCAAACAAAAUUUAAAAUCAUUUUCUUUGUGUCAGAAAUGUCCUAUGUAUUAUUGGGCACAAUUAACUUCCGACAAGUCUUGCAUGUUUUUUUUUGCUCGUUUUGUCAUUUUAUGAGUCUUAAUAACAUGAACCGGUUAUAUUUUUUACUGGUGCGAGCAUUGGCGCUUCUGUUCACAAGUUGAUAUACCGUAAGCUACUUGGCUUUUUUGAAGCCACUCACAAUAAAAUGCAGUUUAUGAACCUUU
Molecule: messenger RNA, 2930 nt
Organism: Rhipicephalus microplus (southern cattle tick)
Lineage: Eukaryota; Metazoa; Arthropoda; Arachnida; Ixodida; Ixodidae
Product: protein-cysteine N-palmitoyltransferase HHAT-like protein
Biological process (GO): protein palmitoylation
Cellular component (GO): endoplasmic reticulum
Molecular function (GO): palmitoyltransferase activity
Source: RefSeq, a predicted model, not a curated record